GAGACAUUUAAUAGAUAGAACAUGUGUUUUUCUAUAACAUAUGUAAGAUCGGAGCUCUAUCCAUCCUGUGCGAAAAAUGCGCUCUACCAUGCUCUGAAACCCUGCGCCUAUUGAAUAUGUCCCUAGUGGGCUUGAAUCGGAGAGGAGCCAAUACAAGCGGAAGGGAGGCGUGUCUUCGCUCUUCCCCAAGACCUCCCAGAGCAGGUUGUUGCGUUUGGGCUCUAAAGCCUGGAGACCUCCGAAGUGCUCGUCAGUUUUCGAAGUAGGAGCCAUGGCGACAACAGCUCAGUAUAUUCCGAGGAAUAACUCCUUACCGUCUAACCCGCUCAUGCAUCCGGAUUCGGAUAGGAUGCAUCAGGGGACGACUUACAGAGAGGUGCAGAAAAUGAUGCACCACGAGUACUUGCAAGGGCUUGCGGCUACCAACACAGGACACCCGAUGAGCCUGACGCACCACCAGUGGUUGCCCACCUCCAACACCGACUGGUCCAGCGGCACCCACAUCGGACAGCAGGAGCACAAAGCCAGCGUGCAGGCGACCCGGGAGGACUUGAGCAGCGGCUUCCACCACAGAUCUCACCUGGUGCACCAGCAGACGCAGAGUAGCCACCAUGGCUCUUGGGCGCCUACCACGACGCACCACUUAUCCUCGCUGUCCCCAGCAUCCAACGGCCACCAGCCACUGGUCUACUCGCAGCCUGGAUACACAAACCUCAACGCAAUGCUGAGUCCCCAGCCCGGCUCCCUGCACCAUGGCAUGCGGGACCCGCUCCACGACGAUUCGGGCAGCCACGACAACCAGAUGGAGUCGCCCCAGCAGGCGUUCAGCCACCACCAGGACCACUCGGACGAGGACGCGCCCAGCUCCGACGACCUGGAGCAGUUCGCCAAGCAGUUCAAGCAGCGGCGGAUCAAACUGGGCUUUACGCAGGCGGACGUGGGCUUGGCCUUAGGCACUCUGUAUGGAAACGUCUUUUCUCAGACCACAAUCUGCAGGUUUGAGGCGCUGCAGCUCAGCUUCAAGAACAUGUGCAAACUUAAGCCGCUCCUAAACAAGUGGCUGGAGGAGACAGACUCAAACACGGGCAGUCCCACCAAUUUGGACAAGAUUGCUGCGCAGGGCAGGAAACGAAAGAAGAGGACCUCCAUUGAAGUGGGGGUGAAAGGGGCGCUGGAAAAUCAUUUCUUAAAAUGCCCAAAGCCGUCUGCUCAUGAAAUCAGCAGUUUAGCCAACACUCUGCAGUUGGAAAAAGAGGUUGUCCGUGUUUGGUUUUGCAACAGAAGACAAAAAGAAAAGAGAAUGACACCAAUUGGGGUCCCUCACCCGAAUAUGGAGGACGUAUAUUCCCAAGCAGAGACCCCUCCUCUACACCGUACACUACAGAGUCCUGUACAGUGACUGUUUUCAUGAACAAUCCGAGCAUUUCUGCGGGGGGAUAGAAAAGGGAAAGGGACUAUGGAGUUUACAGUAUUUAAGUUUGGCUUUUGUUUUCCUGAGAGAAAAGAGACAUGGAAAAGUUGAACAGAUGAGUUUUGCCCUUAGUAUUCGGAGAUCGUCAUGUCCCACAAAUAGAUGGCAAGAGUGAACAUGUUAAGAAGAAAAAAAAUCAAGAAAAAAAGACAAAAAAAAAUUCGCUAUUACUGAUUCCGUGCGCAUUUAAAG
Messenger RNA from Sander lucioperca (pikeperch), 1663 nucleotides. RefSeq names its product POU class 3 homeobox 1 (gene pou3f1). Lineage: Eukaryota; Metazoa; Chordata; Actinopteri; Perciformes; Percidae. Gene Ontology annotation, cellular component: nucleus. Bases 272 to 1399 code for a protein of 375 amino acids. Gene Ontology annotation, molecular function: RNA polymerase II cis-regulatory region sequence-specific DNA binding; DNA-binding transcription factor activity, RNA polymerase II-specific. The record is from RefSeq and is a predicted model, not a curated record. Gene Ontology annotation, biological process: regulation of transcription by RNA polymerase II; brain development. The transcript has a single exon.